AUGGUUGCUGCACCGGCAGCCGGCACCUACUGGCUUGCAGACAUCGAGCGUCUCGGUGCACCGGCUUACGGUGAUGCAGGCUACCAAGUAUUCCGCAAUGUCAAGGACUUUGGUGCUGCGGGUGAUGGCGCUCAGGAUGACACUGAGGCCAUAAAUGCCGCCAUUACUCUCGGCAACCGCUGUGGCCAGGGCUGUGACUCGAGCACAGUGACUCCGGCCCUCGUCUACUUCCCGCCCGGUACCUAUCGCGUGACGCGGCCAAUCAUUCCCUACUACUACACGCAGCUCAUCGGAGACGCUGUCAACCGGCCCAUCCUCAAGGCCGAUGCUGCCUUUGAGGGAAUUGCCGUCAUCGAUGCCAACCCGUACGACAACCAGGGCAACAACUGGUUCACCAACCAAAACAACUUCUUCAGACAGGUGCGAAACUUUGUCAUUGAUGUCACUGCGCAGCCCCUCGACCGCGGAACUGGAAUUCACUGGCAGGUCGCCCAAGCCACCUCGCUUCAGAACAUCGAGUUCAACAUGCGCGAAGAUCGGUCCGAGGCCAACGCGCAGCAGGGUAUCUUCAUGGAGAACGGCUCAGGCGGCUUUAUGACUGAUCUCGUCUUCAACGGCGGUAAGUAUGGCGCCUUUAUCGGCAACCAGCAGUUCACCACGCGCAACUUCAAGUUCAACAACUGCAACACCGCCAUCUUCAUGAACUGGAACUGGGCCUGGUCGUUCCACAACCUUGAGAUUAACAACUGUGGUAUCGGUAUCGAUAUGGCCAAUGGUGGUGCUAGCCAGACCGUCGGCUCCGUCUUGGUGCUCGACAGCAAGUUCAGCAACACUCCUAUUGGCGUCAGCACGGUGUAUACGCCCCAGUCUCCCCACACCAACGGCACUCUGAUUCUUGAGAACGUUGACUUGACCGAGAACGUCCCCGUCGCCGUGAGCAACCAAGGUACCGGCGCCACUAUCCUUGCUGGCAAUGCCAACAUUGCCUCGUGGAUCCAGGGCCGUGUUUAUAACGGCGCUGAUGGCGGCAACGCCGUUCAGGCUGACCAAACGCCGAUUACCAAGCCCGCCGCUCUCCUCGACAGCGCCGGCAAGGUGGCGACCCGCAGCAAGCCUCAGUUUGAGGACGUUCCUGUCUCCCAGUUCGUCAGCGUCAAGAAGAAUGGCGCGGUCGGCGAUGGUGUCACCGAUGACAGCGACGCGAUCCAGGCUAUUUUCGACGCGGCUCAGCCCGGCCAGAUUGUCUAUUUCGACCAUGGUGCCUACGUCGUGACCAAGACCAUCAAGGUUCCCAAGAACAUCAAGAUCACUGGCGAGAUUUGGCCUCUGAUCAUGGCUGGCGGAGAUUCUUUCUUCAAGGACCAGAACAACCCUCGGCCUGUCUUCCAAGUCGGAGAGCCGGGUGAUGUGGGCGAGGUUGAAAUUACUGAGCUCAUGUUUGAGACCAAGGGACCCCAGCCUGGCGCCAUCCUGAUGCAGUGGAACGUUGCGGGCACCACUCCUGGCGCUGCGGGCCUCUGGGACGUGCACUUCCGUAUUGGCGGAUCGGCGGGUACCGAACUCCAGUCGGACAAGUGCUCCAAAACCCCGGAAGUUGCUACCCAGCCCAACCCCGAGUGCUUUGGCGCGUUUAUGAUUCUCCACGUCACCCCCGAAGGCUCGGGUUACUUUGAGAACACGUGGUUCUGGGUGGCCGAUCACGAGCUCGAUCUCAGCGGCCAUAAUCAAAUCAACAUUUACAACGGUCGCGGUGUCCUCAUCGAGUCGUCCAAGGGCAACUGGCUCUGGGGUACCGCUUCGGAGCACAGCGUCCUCUAUAACUACCAGCUCACCAACGCCAAGAACGUGUACAUGUCUUUGAUCCAGACCGAGACGGCCUACUUCCAGGGCAACCCCGAUGCCAAGGUUCCCUACACGGUCAACCCUACCUUCUUCGACCCCGACUUUGACGUGAUUUGCGCCGCGCAAGAGGGACCAUGCGCCAGGACCUUGGGCGUCCGAAUUGUGGACUCGUCGGAUGUCUUCUUUUACGGCACUGGCAUGUACAGCUUCUUUGAGAACUACACGCAGGAAUGCGUGGCUGCGCAGAACUGCCAGACGCAUAUGCUUUCCAUUGAGAAUAGCCAGGCGCACUUCUUUGGCCUAAGCACCAAGGCUGCUAUCAACAUGGUGCACCUUAAUGGGCAGAGCGCGGCCCUCGACAGCGAUAACAGGAACAACUUCUGCGCUACCAUCGCGGGGUUCCACGCAACAUGA
Messenger RNA from Parascedosporium putredinis, 2256 nucleotides. The record is from the annotation of a GenBank genome assembly. NCBI's taxonomy places the organism in Eukaryota, Fungi, Ascomycota, Sordariomycetes, Microascales, Microascaceae.